AUGCGAAACAUUCCUCCCGAUGUCUUGUUAUCGUGGCCCACGCCCAACUACCAGGAUCCUGCGACGCGGGGGAAUGCGCUGAUAAUCGUGAAUGCAGUUUUCAUCUCCUUGGUCAUGCUAGUCGUGUCGUUAAGGAUAUACACACGCCUGGCUAUCAAGAGAUGGUUUGGAUCUGACGACGUUUUUAUCAUGCUAGCGCUGAUAUUUUCGAUCGCCCUUACAGUGAUCGUUAUAUUAGCCAACCAAGUGUAUGGCUGGAACAGGCAUAUAUACGACGUUCCCUUCACUAAAAUCGCCGCAACAUUACAAAUCGCAAUGGCCGCAAAAGUAAUCUUUACAGCGGCGGCAACCUUCACUCGGCUCUCCCUCCUCUGUUUUUACUACCGGCUAGUCCACGACUCUAGCAAGAAGAUUUUUACCUGGGCUGUUCAUGCCAACGUUGCUUUCCAAGUUGCUAUUUUCAUCAGCUUCGUGUGCCUUAGUAUAUUCCAAUGUAACCCUGUGCGCAACUACUGGAUCUUUGGGGCGCCUGCGAAUACAUGUUUAGACGAAGGGAAAGUAACGCUGGCUGCAGGAAUAAUCAAUUGUGUCGCGGAUGUCUUCUGCACCCUGCUGCCUAUCCCCAUGGUCAUAAGUCUACAAAUGCCACGGAGACAGCGCAUGGCUGUAAUAGUGCUUUUCAGCCUUGGGUUCAUCGUUACCGUCGCUGGUAUUGUUAGGACAUGGUACAUCUACAAGAGUUUAAUUGCUGAGUACGAUGAAACUUGGUAUGCAUUUCCACUUUGGAUAGCUGCCGCAGUAGAGAUAGAUUUGGGUGUAAUCUGCGCAUCAGCCCCUGUGCUUCGACCUCUACUUUCCAAGUUACCCUGGUCCUUAUCCAUCACAUCAUCCAGGUUUUCAAGAAGGACCUCUGUGUCAGGGAACUUCAUACCGAGAAAUUCCUCAAACAAAUACCGCUCUGGAACCACCCUUCAAGGGAAUUUGACCGAACGAAAAGGAGAGCAUGAAUAUGAAUUGAGGCAAUGGGAUGACGUCGAGCGGGGUGUCAGGAACGACGAGGACAGCGUUGGAGAGAGCCAGGUGGCUAUAUGGAGCAACGUGGACGGGGACCAGGACCGUUCAAGAGGGUUUAGGAUAAACCAAACUGCGCCGCUUGAUCCCGAGGCUUCCGACUUACAUCUUGAGACUGUGAGCAUACGAAGUUUGGAUGCUGUAGGCAUAGCGCGAUAA
This is a messenger RNA of Lindgomyces ingoldianus, 1230 nucleotides long. RefSeq lists its product as uncharacterized. Bases 1 to 1230 code for a protein of 409 amino acids. The record is from RefSeq and is a predicted model, not a curated record. The transcript has 6 exons. NCBI's taxonomy places the organism in Eukaryota, Fungi, Ascomycota, Dothideomycetes, Pleosporales, Lindgomycetaceae.